This is a messenger RNA of Dracunculus medinensis (Guinea worm), 981 nucleotides long. The record is from the annotation of a GenBank genome assembly. Lineage: Eukaryota; Metazoa; Nematoda; Chromadorea; Rhabditida; Dracunculidae.
AUGGAGGGAUUGGAGACAGGGCAAAUGACAACCUCUGGUUCAGAUCCGCUAUUGUCUGCUGCUUUAUCAAACUGUUCACCAACCGGUCCACACAAUGAUGAUUUUCGGAAUCAUUUGCCUGAAUCAAAUUACCUGACUCUUAAUGGUGGUCGUACUAGUCCACAUAAUGGAUCUAAUAGCACUAAUAAUGCCAUAUUCAGUCAGUAUACCACACUUACCCCACUUCAGCCAUUACCCCCUAUUUCGACUGUAACGAAUUCCAGCGAGAAAUUUGUAAGGUCUAAUUCUCCGACUCCAGAAAGUCGAACAAGUAGCGCGUCAUCAAAUUUAUUCUUUCAACAAAACGCUACUAAUUCACUUGCAAAUUCUUUGAAUUUUGGAUCAUUUGCCUAUAACGUCAACAUCAAAUAUGAAUAUGAUAUGAAGAAUGAUCAAGAAUCUGAUGAUGUCCAGGCAAGUGAUUCCACUUCCACUCAAACCACCACUGAUUAUGUGCCACCGGUGACUUUGCAUCAACAACUUCAACAACUUUCUGUGCCAUUCUCUCAAACUCAAACCACUUAUGCACCCUCAUAUUCCACUGUAAUGGAAUUGCGCCCAUCAAAACAACUCAAACUCUGUUUUGGUACCCCAAAUUCAUUUAAUAAUUUUAAUUCCACGAGCGAUAUAAUCGAAUCGGGGAGUAUCGAUGACAAUGAUGAAAGUGGUUCUUCACCUUUAAGAGAGCGAUCGGCACCCCCAACUGGUUCGCCAGAUUCAGGAAGCGAUAUGGACGAAUUAAAUACGAAGGAUUUGGCGCAAAGAAUUUCCGCUGAAUUAAAGCGGUCUCAAGGUACACUUUCUGAUUUGUUACGAAAUCCAAAACCUUGGUCAAAAUUGAAAAGUGGACGGGAAACAUUUAGGCGAAUGGCGAAAUGGUUGCAAGAGCCUGAGUUUCAGCGCAUGUCGGCAUUAAGACUAGCAGGUAUUUCUCAUUUUUAA